GAAGCAACUAUUAUUUUCAUCAACAACUACGCGUUUGAACCGAGUUUGGAUCUGCACAUAAAGAAUAUGCUAGCAGACUGUCAUGUCGGUACGCGUAUUAUCUCUACGAAGGCCUACGCAACGGGCACAAAGCGAGUCAAUAUGCGAAAUCUUGGAGAUGUUGAAUCCAUAAUGGAGGUCACUCAAUUGAAGACGGUAAAGCAGCCAACUUCGUGGACUCCAAAUACUGUGCCGUACUACCUUCACACCGUAACGCACAACAAGAUGAUGAACUUUUUCACGCAAAGAAAAAACGGUGGCGAACUCUCUCGUUCCGUUUCCUCGUCAAGCAAGUCGGGUUCACGUUCCCCAGAUAGCGUGGAGCGCAAUAGGCCUCCGAGAAACGACUCGGCUAAAGUGGAUGAAGGCGAGGACACUCAGGGUGAUAACGACUCUAAAGCGCAUGGCCCUACAACUCGUAACCGUUGGAAAGUUUAUGUCAAUCAAUGCGAGGAAAAGAAGAAAAGGGGCUCUCCAAUGCCUGGAAGCCCACGAUGGAAUGAAGCCGAUACCGAUUACGUGCCUCCAGGUCUAAAGAAGCAGCGCAAGUCCCAUCAUGUUGGAAGCUCUUCACAUCACAAGAGCGAUAGCUCGAAGAAACAAGCUGUUCGUUCACGGCCGGUGGCACGUGUCUCGGAUGAUGCUCGAGAGGGUAUUGAAAAAAUGCACGCGCUCAUCUCCACCCCUCGCCCUGUGGACAUGAAUGUUGGCGAUGGCUUGGUCCGCGUAGACCUACCUCACGCACCACAACCGACCGAAAAAUUGUACAGUGAGGGAGAAGAACUUAAUGAUGGUAAAUCUGUUGUGCGUAUCAUCGACAAGGAGACAGAGGAUGUCCUGUCGGCGAAAAUUCCAAUUGACGCGUUAUGUCUAAGCUACAGAAAUGGAAUUAUGGCAUUCUUGGAAUAUAUGAAAACUCCGAGUUUCCGCCAAGAUAUCGAAAGAGACAUUGCGAAUGAAAGAGCCCGCAACGCUGAAUUACUUGAGAAAGUGCGCCAAGCGAGCAUCGCUGUAGCUGCUCAAAGGUCACAAGGGUGUCUGUGCCCUAUACGAGCGCUUGAAUGA
Messenger RNA from Ostertagia ostertagi, 1104 nucleotides. The record is from the annotation of a GenBank genome assembly. Lineage: Eukaryota; Metazoa; Nematoda; Chromadorea; Rhabditida; Trichostrongylidae.